Suillus plorans is the source of this 2058-nucleotide messenger RNA. RefSeq lists its product as uncharacterized. The annotation marks the transcript as partial. The transcript is spliced from 2 exons. The record is from RefSeq and is a predicted model, not a curated record. Gene Ontology annotation, molecular function: nucleic acid binding; zinc ion binding. Lineage: Eukaryota; Fungi; Basidiomycota; Agaricomycetes; Boletales; Suillaceae.
AUGUCUUCGCACUACAACCUUCGAUCCCAACGUUCCGCAACGCUGAAUGCUGAACAAACGAUCCCUGGGACUCUAGUUGAGUCUCCUUUAACUGAAGUUAGCACUAACGAUGCAACCCCAACCCCGUCCCCUACCGAGAGAUCCUUCUCGCGUCUGGGUGACUCCGUUCUCAGACCCGCUCGCUCCUAUAGCGACGUGGUACAAACGAGGUCCGAUACGCCCCAGCCAGAGGCAGGAGUGCGUUCGGCUAGCGUCGAUAGCGCAAUAACUGGUCGACGUCAGUCGACCGGUGUAGUAGAAAAUUGGAAUGACGAACCUGUUAAUAACCCGUUCCCCAAGACAAAGGGUCAGAUAGAACCCGACUUAGUGAGAGAAGCAGAAAAAUAUCUCACCCAAGAAGAGAAACAACGUAUCUCUGAUAGGAGACGCCUUGAAGAAAGGGCUCGCGUAAGUGAUCAAACGUCGUCCUCACCUGACGAAGGCCCAUCUAAAGGAAAGGGUGCGGACCCCCGGAAUUGGGGCAAUGCAAACCUAGAUGGAUCCGAAGUAGACCUGGAGGCUCAGAGAGAAGCGUUAGCCACUUGGACAAGAUCCAAGGAGUGGGCACAGGAAAACCCACGGGAGCAGACAGAUUCUGAAGAGGACAGGAGGGAUCCUGUCCAGGCGGCCAUCAGGGCCACUGAGAAAAGGAUCACUGAACAAUUCGAACAUCAGAUCCAUCAGCUAAAAGAGCGGCUGAGGGAGGCCGAUAAACUCACCAGGGAUAAGACUAAGGUGCUUCCGAGCCGGUCCACCGUUCGGAAAACGAGCGAUAAGGAAAAUCGUCACCCGGUAAGAGAGAUGGUCGAGAAGGCUGCUAGUCAGCCUGCCAGGAAACAUGGAUUACGGGAGACCCCUCCCGCUAUGGAUGCAGCCGCCCAGAUAGCCCCAAAAAGUUACCUGGGCCGGGCAUUUGAGAGCAUGACCCAGAAGAAGGGGAAGGGGGCUAAACCCACCCGAGUGCAUUUCCCAGACGACUCAUCGAGUGACUCUUCCGAUUCCUCCACCACCACUCAAUCUUCAUCAAGUGAACUGUCGAGUGAGAGCGAGGACAGCUCAUCCAGUUCCUGCGAUAGAGGAAAACGUGCCUCUAAAAAACGGCAUAAGACCAAGAAACGCAAAACUAAACGAAAGACUACCCUGAAACCCAUCCCCCCAAAGGAGUACGAUGGUUCGGUCGACCCACGGGCGUUUCACCGUUUCAUAACAGAGGGAACUGCGUAUGUGGAGGACGGCAACGUACCACGGGGGAGACGAGUGUUCGUGCUAUCAUACUACCUUAAAGGAAAAGCACAUGACUUCUAUGUCCGGCAGGUGUCAGACCGGCCGGGGGAAUGGAGACUCAAGGAAUUCUUCACGGAGUUAUUCAAUUAUUGUUUCCCGCUUGACUUCCGUACGAAACAGCGUAAGAAACUGUACCGAUGCUACCAGGGCGACCAGCGAGUCCGAGAUUACCUAUCAGAACUCAACGAACUAUGGAUGAUGAUUGGGAACGUACCUGAAAGAGAGAAGGUAGUCAAAUUCUGGUUCGGCCUGAGUGCCAGUAUCCAGAAUGAGCUCUACAAGAUGCAGCUAAACCCGGAAGUGUCCUCGUUGAGCGAGGUCCAACGCAUCGCCGAGAUAAUCGAGCUGGCCGAGUCUGCCGUUUCCAACGGUCGCGGCCGUGAAGAAGGACCCAAGGCCCCUAAAAAACAGGGCAAGGAUCCUAAAGGUCACGGGCAGCCGAAAGGCGAGGCACCCCGAGGAUCCGACAAGGGGAACCAUGGCCAGAGGGACAAGCAGUCAUCAGGCUCGAGUCGCAGGGAUAGAGUACAUCGACCUGCACAGAGUAAGCGCUCAGAACGUCCUAAAGACGAAAAGAUGAGCCGCGAGGAGCACGACCGUCUUGUAUCCGAAGGACGAUGUUUUAUCUGCAAAGAGGCAGGACACAUGUCCCGUCAGUGUCCUAAACGGAUCACAGUGCCGUCGACUCACAAGGAUAAGCCACCCGGAGUGCCUAACUACGCCAUGCACAUAGAA